AUGGAGUCGAGCUACAUCGCUGGCGUAGAACUUGGAGGGACGACUUGUCUUGCGGCGAUUGCCGAGUUAAGCCAACCCACGACCAUAGUUGAAUCUUUUGAGGCAAAAACGACAUUUCCUCAAGAAACACUGCCGCAGUUAGUUAAAUUUCUCAAAGCAAAGCUUGCGAGUUUGAACAUUGCGUCUUUCUGUGCGAUCGGAAUCGCGUCGUUUGGACCAGUUGACCUUCACGAGGAUUCUGAAACCUAUGGAUACAUAACCUCGACACCCAAAGAAGCUUGGAGAAAUGCUGAAGUCCUUGGCUUUUUUAAACGUGAAUUUGGCGACUCCACAGCCAUUGCUUUCGAAACGGAUGUCAAUGCUCCAGCCAUGGCGGAGAUGGCCCAACGGCAGUGCGCUCAUCCACCCGGGCCUUCAUCGCUAGCUUACAUCACUGUGGGAACCGGAGUCGGGGUGGGGGCUGUGGUCGACGGUGCACCCAUCCAUGGGCUACUUCAUCCCGAGGGGGGCCAUAUGAUGAUACCUCCCAUGUCCGGCGAUACCUACACAGGGGGAUGCGCGUUUAAUCACGGUUACUGCGUGGAGGGAAUGGUGCAUUCUAAAGCAAUCGCAGAGCGAGCAGGGGUCGGAAAAACCGAGUUGCACACACUUUCUGAUGAUCAUGAUGUCUGGGAGAAAGUUGGUUACUACUUGGGUGUCCUGUGCCUCAACAUCACCUAUCUGAUAUCCCCUCAUGUGAUUGUCCUGGGAGGUGGCGUGAUGAAACGCAAAAUUCUCUACAGUAAAGCGCGCAGAUGGUUCAGGGAGCUAAACAAAGGAUAUCUCAAUAUUGAGAAAUUCAAAACUGAACAGGGGCUGAAAAGCUACAUCUGUGAAAGUGUAUUUGGUAAUUCAGCGGGGAUCACUGGAGCUCUGGAAAUUGCAAGAAAAAAAGCCUAUGACAAUUAA
This is a messenger RNA of Porites evermanni, 948 nucleotides long. The record is from the annotation of a GenBank genome assembly. NCBI's taxonomy places the organism in Eukaryota, Metazoa, Cnidaria, Anthozoa, Scleractinia, Poritidae.